AUGGACCCUCAGCGUAUCCCUCACCAGUACUGGAGGGACCGCCUUUCCAAGGCCCGAGCCAUGGGUCUCAACACCAUAUUCACCUACAUCUUCUGGAAUAAUCUCGAGCCAACUCAGGGUCUCUGGUUAUCUGAUGAUCCGCAGAAUGACGUGGCCGAAUAUUUUAGAAUUGCUCAGGAGGAAGGUCUGAAUGUUGUGCUUCGACCAGGUCCUUAUAUUUGUGGUGAGCACGAUUGGGGAGGCUUCCCCGCCUGGCUCAGUGAAAUCCCUGGCAUGGUUGUGCGCACGAACAACACCCAAUUCAUGGAGGAAACCAAAAAGUAUAUCGUGAAUCUGGCGGAGAAGUCAGGCCUCGCAGAUCUACAGGUCUCACGUGGUGGCCCGAUACUUAUGGUCCAAGUUGAAAACGAAUAUGGGUCCUUUGGCGAGAAUCAUAAUUAUACUGCCUCAGUGAGAGACAUCCUCUUGGAGAGUUUUGAGGUUCCACUUUACACAAACGACGGAGGUGACUCUUGGCCUCUUGAAGGUGGUUAUGUCCCGGGAGUGCUUGCGGCAGUUGACGGUGGUUCAUGGGCGCUGCCGGCUCGCGACCUGUACAUCAAAGACCCUACAUCCCUUGGGCCAUUAUUGAACGGAGAUCAAUGGGGAUCCUACAAUCCGCACAACACUACAGUUGGAAACGACGACGCUGUUGCAGGAAUCUUGAGCGAUAUUCCUUACCACUUGCACAACUAUUCCGCAUCUAUCAGCUUUUAUAUGUUUCACGGGGGCACAAACUUUGGCUUCGAGAAUGGGGCUUUGUGGCAGAAUCGCACCACUGUCUUCACCAACUCUUAUGACUAUGGCUCACCACUAGAUGAGACGGGCCGCACAACGGAUCUCUACUUCAAGAUGCGAGACGCAAUCAUUCCGUUCCUAGACGGGGAGGCCAUUCCAGAGCCACCAGAAAACCUGCCGAGGUCCACAAUCCCUGAGUUCUCGCUCUGUCCUGCCACUAGUCUUUUUGAAGCCCGAGGCAAAAAGACAACUGCCUCUUCGCCUCUAACAAUGGAAGCGCUUGGCCAAUCCUACGGGUUUACGUUGUAUGAGCACACCGCGGUCUGCAAAAUUCAAGGCUCUAUCAAUGCCGGCGAUCGCCCUCGCGAUCGGAUUUUAGUUUACGUGAACGAGAGGAUCGCUGGGGUCAUGGAUAGCCAAUACCAACACCCACUGAACGUGAGCGUGUCACUGAAGCCUGGUGACAAGUUGCAGUUACUCGUCGAAAAUCUGGGACGUGUCAACUACUACUCGCGGGGGAACCCUUAUAAAAACUACCUGCAAGAUCCUUGGAAGGGUAUCAAGGGAGAUGUCUCCAUUGACGGGACGGUGCUGAACGGCUGGGACAUGUAUUCGAUGCAGCUCGACACGUUGCCAUUUGGAGAAUGCAAGCGUUCCCUCGAUGGAGAUCAUCGCUCGACAGACUCACCGCUCUUAUAUCGUGGUUCAUUUGUCGGUCCACAAAUACAGCAAAACUCAUCUAUGACGCUAGAUACUUUCGUCGCUGUUCCAAAUGGCAUCAAGGGAAAUGUGUGGGUAAACAACUUCCAUCUGGGCCGAUACUGGUUAGUUGGGCCUCAACAGUCAUUGUACCUUCCAGGGACCAUCGUGAAACCUGGAGAAGUCAAUGAGGUCGUGAUUUUGGAACUGGAACCUUGGCAGAUGAACACAACUUCAAUGGUAGCAUACGGUGAAUCGGAGAGGUUUUGGGGCAACAACCCGGACCCGGACUGUCUAGUCUGUGUAUAA
Molecule: messenger RNA, 1785 nt
Organism: Clonostachys rhizophaga
Lineage: Eukaryota; Fungi; Ascomycota; Sordariomycetes; Hypocreales; Bionectriaceae
Source: the annotation of a GenBank genome assembly